This is a messenger RNA of Erpetoichthys calabaricus (reedfish), 358 nucleotides long. Its product is annotated as fibrocystin-L-like. The coding region runs from base 62 to 358 and encodes 98 amino acids. The transcript has 3 exons. The record is from RefSeq and is a predicted model, not a curated record. NCBI's taxonomy places the organism in Eukaryota, Metazoa, Chordata, Cladistia, Polypteriformes, Polypteridae.
UAUAAGAGCGCCUCAGGUGAGCCGGCGGACAGUACCGAGAGGGUCCUCAGCACCUCCGAACAUGAGUCCCGGGGAGCGGCUCUGCGUCCUGCUCUGGCUGGCGUCUCUGAGCUCGGCGGCUGCAGAUGACCAAGUGAGACAAGUCCAGUGGAUUACGCCCAAUGUGGGAUCCACAAAUGGAGCAACUAAAGUCACCAUAUUUGGACAAGGAUUCGCCCAGGCCAACCAGUUUAACUACGGCACAGGAAACGAGAACCUUGGGAACAGCGUCCUAAUGGUAUCAAACACAAGGACCAUCCCCUGUGAUGUGGAAAAAGAAUCGAGUUACUCGACGCAGAUCACAUGUUACACCAGGUAA